Rangifer tarandus platyrhynchus (Svalbard reindeer) is the source of this 321-nucleotide messenger RNA. NCBI's taxonomy places the organism in Eukaryota, Metazoa, Chordata, Mammalia, Artiodactyla, Cervidae. The record is from the annotation of a GenBank genome assembly.
AUGUCUGGAGACAUUUUUAAUUGUUGCAACUGUGAUGCAAGGGGCAGAGUGUGGCCGGUGCCUGGCAGGAAGAGGCCAGAGUUGCCGGUAAACACAUGCUGCACAGGAUGGCCUCCACAGCGCAGAAUCAUCCGGCCCUACCUAACAGUAAUGCCGAGGCCAAGGGGCCCUGGCUUAAGUGGUAUUCUGCUGUGCUUUGGUUUUCAACCCCCAAAGCAGGAUGCACAUUCAGGUGUUCCUGUGUUGAUUUUAGUCUCUGGCUUUGAAAGUUUCUUUAAGUAUUUUGGUGGCUCUCCACACCACUCAUAUACUUUUGAGUAA